AUGGAAAUUAAUACUAAUUUGUUAGCAAUUUUUGGUUUCUUGGCUUUGGGUUUCUCAUUUGUCACUGCUACUGAUCCUGCACCUCUUGGUGAUUUUUGUGUUGCCCCCAGUGGCUCCAAGUUUGCGGUAAUUGAAAAUGGAAAACUCUGCAAGGACCCAAAAUUAGUGACGGCAGACGAUUUCUUCUAUUCGGGACUGAAUAUGGCAACAAAUACAAAAAAUAGAGUAGGAUCAAAUUUAAGUGUUGUAACAGUUGAAGAAAUAAAAGGAUUAAACAGCUUGGGAAUAUCCAUAGGUCGUGCCGAUUAUGCACCAAAUGGUGUAGCCCCUCCGAGUUAUCAUCCUCGAGCAACCGAGGUUCUUACCCUCGUAAAGGGUACUAUCUAUAUCGGAUUCAUUACAUCAAAUCCCGAUCAUCGUCUUUUCGCAAAAGUUCUACAUCCCGGAGACGUUUUUAUAGUUCCAUUUGGCUUAAUUCAUUUUAUAUGGAAUAUUGGUAAAAUUCCUGCAGUUGCAAUUGUGGCAUACAAUAGCCAAAAUCCAGGAUCCAUAGCAGUACCUGAUAUAAUUUUUGGUUCAAAACCACCUAUUCACCCUCAAGUUCUUGUCAAGUCAUUCCAACUUGAUAAAAAAACGGUGGCGUAUCUUCAAGGACAAGAAUGGAAUUAA
Molecule: messenger RNA, 669 nt
Organism: Mercurialis annua (annual mercury)
Lineage: Eukaryota; Viridiplantae; Streptophyta; Magnoliopsida; Malpighiales; Euphorbiaceae
Product: germin-like protein subfamily 1 member 18
Exons: 2
Coding region: 1-669 (222 amino acids)
Cellular component (GO): cell wall
Molecular function (GO): manganese ion binding
Source: RefSeq, a predicted model, not a curated record